AGUAUACUAGUAGUUCUGCACCUCUAAAAAUGGUUUACAUAUUGAUUACUGAACUCGAGUCUACGGGCUCCAUAUCUUGCAAAAUAAAGGGUCUUCCUGUAAUGGACUUGGCUUUGUUGGAAAUGGCUUUAAAUGAUCUUCAUAUAAAAUCUGCUAGAUUGGAAGAUUGUUUUGAAGCUGAUACCAAUGGAGUCAAUUUGCUCAAUAUGUUGAGUAAAUUCCAUUACAAAAUUGUGGGUCAAUCUAUGGUGAUUGAAAAAUCAAACAUUGGAGGAAGAACGGUUCUCAUACAAAUACUUGUAUGGACGUUGGAGAAAGCUACAUAAAUAAUGAAAACUUGUAUUAUACGAAAAAACGUUUAAUAAAUAAAAUUAUGUAGUCUAAAACAAUUAAUUAUACAUUCCCAUUUUCUAUCGUUAAUUCACUUUGGCAGUCACUGGGCACUCUAUCUGUGAAUAACUCUGGAAUCUGUAAACAACAAUAAGUUGAUGAGUAUACCACAUCUUCAAAAAAUAUAUUAAUAUUUAAGUUAUGAGUUGAAGUUAUAAAAUAAUACUGGAAGAGUUGCGCAGUGAAAUAUAAAAUAG
Pectinophora gossypiella (pink bollworm) is the source of this 587-nucleotide messenger RNA. RefSeq lists its product as uncharacterized. The record is from RefSeq and is a predicted model, not a curated record. NCBI's taxonomy places the organism in Eukaryota, Metazoa, Arthropoda, Insecta, Lepidoptera, Gelechiidae. The transcript is spliced from 3 exons. The coding region runs from base 30 to 326 and encodes 98 amino acids.